Magnolia sinica is the source of this 2765-nucleotide messenger RNA. RefSeq names its product chloride channel protein CLC-f-like. The transcript is spliced from 9 exons. The coding region runs from base 222 to 2453 and encodes 743 amino acids. Gene Ontology annotation, molecular function: voltage-gated chloride channel activity. The record is from RefSeq and is a predicted model, not a curated record. Gene Ontology annotation, biological process: transmembrane transport; chloride transport. Gene Ontology annotation, cellular component: Golgi apparatus; chloroplast; membrane. Lineage: Eukaryota; Viridiplantae; Streptophyta; Magnoliopsida; Magnoliales; Magnoliaceae.
CGCGUAUCGAAGCUAUCGUCCCCUUGGUUCUUCCACGCAUUUCUGUAUUUUCUGCAACGACUAGAUCCAAGAUCGUCAAACGUCCGACCAUCGUUCCUCUGUUCUGAAAAAAUUCCAUUUCAACCCUCAGAAACAUCGAUUAUUUCCCACUUUCUCCCAUUCUCUGCAGUCUAUUUCCUUCAAAUGGUCGAAUUCUAGGGUUUUGCAAGGAAGGGGCAGAGAUGUCUGCCGGAGAUUUCAACGACCGUGAUCUCUUGCUUCGAUCGAAUCCGUCGGGUCCGGAAUCGGAUUUGGAAUCGCAGGCACCGAAGAAGAAGGUGAUUCGGGAUAUUCUGAAGCAGUUGGAUCGACGUCUGUCGGGUCCUCGAUUGAGCCGGAGGCAUCUGGACAGGGAAGCAGAUUCGCCGUUCGAUCGGUCACCGCCACCGCAAGAUUCUCUUAGCGAUGGGGCCCCACCUGAAUGGGCGUUGCUGCUGAUCGGAUGCCUUCUCGGGCUCGCCACAGGGCUUUGUGUCGCGGCAUUUAAUCUCGGGGUUCAUGUAAUACACGAAUGGGCCUGGGCGGGUACUCCAAAUGAGGGGGCUGCUUGGCUCCGUUUGCAGAGACUAGCUGAUACAUGGCACAGGAUACUGUUAAUUCCAGUGACUGGAGGAGUUGUUGUUGGCAUGAUGCAUGGAUUACUUGAAAUUUUUGACCAAAUAAAGCAGCCAAGGUCUUCUCAGAGGCAGGGCUUUGAUCUGCUGGCUGGAGUCUUACCUACAAUAAAGGCCAUACAGGCUGCUGUAACAUUAGGCACUGGUUGUUCUUUAGGUCCUGAGGGACCCAGUGUUGAUAUUGGUAAAUCAUGUGCAAAUGGGUGUUCAGCAAUGAUGGAAAACAACAAUGAAAGGAGGAUAGCUCUCGUGGCAGCUGGUGCAGCUGCUGGAAUUUCUUCAGGGUUUAAUGCAGCAGUUGCUGGUUGCUUCUUUGCCAUCGAAACUGUACUAAGGCCACUUCGAGCAGAAAACUCACCUCCGUUUACAACUGCAAUGAUAAUAUUAGCUUCUGUUAUAUCAUCUACGGUAUCAACUAUCAUACUUGGAGAAAGGCCAGCUUUUACAGUGCCCACGUACGAACUGAAAUCUGCUGCUGAGCUACCUUUAUACCUCAUAUUGGGUAUGUUGUGUGGAGCGGUAAGUGUGGUCUUCACUCGCUUGGUGUCUUGGUUCACCAAGUUUUUUGAGUAUAUCAAGGAGAGAUUUUCUCUUCCCACCGUUGUAUGUCCAGCUUUAGGUGGUUUAGGUGCUGGUCUAAUAGCUCUGAGGUACCCCGGAAUACUGUAUUGGGGUUUCACAAAUGUUGAGGAAAUCCUACGUACGGGGAAGAGUGCUUCAGCCCCUGGAAUUUGGCUAUUAACUCAAUUAGUUGGGGCCAAAGUUGUGGCCACUGCUCUUUGCAAGGGGUCUGGGCUUGUAGGUGGUCUUUAUGCCCCAAGCUUGAUGAUUGGUGCUGCUGUUGGUGCCGUUUUUGGGGGCUCAGCUGCGGAAAUCAUCAAUUCAGCUAUACCAGGAAAUGCUGCUGUUGCCCAGCCACAGGCCUAUGCCCUGGUUGGGAUGGCUGCUACACUGGCUUCGGUUUGCUCAGUUCCCUUGACAUCAGUGCUACUUCUGUUUGAGCUGACAAAGGAUUAUAGGAUUUUGCUUCCACUCAUGGGGGCUGUGGGGUUAGCAAUAUGGGUACCUUCUGUGGCAAACCAGCCUAAGGAGAUUGAGGCAACUGAUCCAAGGCCCCCAAGGCGGGGUUAUUCUUCAGUCUCACCUGUUGAAGACAAAGGUGAGGCUAUUUGGGUGCGACAAGAUGGCGUUAAUGAUGUGGAACUCUCUGACCUGGAAAAUGCUGCUGCCCAUGAAACUGUUGAUGAGGAUGCUGUCUUGGAUGAUCUGAAGGUAUCUCAGGUCAUGUUGAAGAACUAUGUGAAAGUAUUGCCUACAGUAACUCUGAAAGAGACAAUUAAACUUAUGCAUGAUGCCCAACAAAAUUGUGUUCUUGUCGUUGAUGCUGAGGAACUUCUUGAGGGUAUUGCUACUGUUGGUGAUAUCCAGCGGGCGCUGUCGAAGACAUCCUCUGAUACUACCAGGAAUGAUUCAUCCCUUUUGGAUGCAAAUACCUUUCUUGUUUCAACUGUCUGUACUCGAGGAACACACUACCGAGGGAGAGAGCGUGGGCUUUUAACUUGUUAUCCAGACACUGAUUUGACCAUUGCAAAGGAGCUCAUGGAGGCCAAAGGAAUUAAGCAGUUGCCUGUUGUCAGGCGUGGUGGGAACCUGAGAAAAGAACGAAAGCGUAGAGUUGUUGGCCUUCUUCACUACGAUUCAAUCUCACGACAUCUCAGAGAGGAGGUGGAUCGUCGUCAUAAAGCCAUCUACCAGACAAGGAAAGAAGAUGUUAAAGAGAUCUCUGCAAAUGGCCACUAAAUAUGAGAAUGGUUAAGAUUCUAUUUUCAUGGGAUUUCUCCUCACGGGAAAAGUGGGAAGGCCAAAGGGGUAUUGCUGGUUGAGUUUGGAAGAUCCUGAGACAAUGGUAGCCAAAUAUUCACCUCCAUUCUCCCUCAUUGAAUCAGGUCGGUUUUUAUUUUUUCACCUUCGUGCACCUAUAUAUGCAUAUGGGUCCUCUGUAACUAUAACCGUACACAGACACUGUAUACAUGUAAGUUCUAUCCAUGAUUGCAGCUCAUGUACUUGGAAAAAGAAAAGGUUUUUGGAAUUAGAAAAGUUGUUUUACGCCAA